Suillus plorans is the source of this 779-nucleotide messenger RNA. RefSeq lists its product as uncharacterized. The transcript is spliced from 5 exons. The coding region runs from base 27 to 746 and encodes 239 amino acids. NCBI's taxonomy places the organism in Eukaryota, Fungi, Basidiomycota, Agaricomycetes, Boletales, Suillaceae. Gene Ontology annotation, molecular function: ubiquitin binding. The record is from RefSeq and is a predicted model, not a curated record.
AUCAUUACAGCCCGUUGGGAUGUUGAAUGACUCGCCGAGUCGGACCGCUUCGGUCCAGGUUCUACCCGGUUUCCGAUGGUAAAACGAACACUGCCACGGACAGCGCAUUAAAGCUUUCACUUCAAUCCGUUUCAAAGUUCUCGCACUAUCAUCAUCCGUGGUUUCUUUCAAUGAGCGAGGUUGUAAACGCUAUCGUCGCUUUUGCAGUCAUUGUCAUCAUCUUCCGAUGGGCAACUUCAUCCAGCGACCCUUCCAGUAGGAGGUCAGCAUCUUCAACUCUCGGUUUCAGGCCAAAGAAUGUAACGCAGGAAAUGGUUGACCAGAUACAUUCCAUGUUUCCAACCAUACCACAAGAUAAUAUUCGUUAUGACUUGCUGAGGACAGGGAGCGUCGAGAUCACCUCGAAUAAAAUUCUGGAGCGUGGAUAUCUUGAUGCGCCUCCUCCAGCAUAUUUCACUGUCUAUACUCGCACAGAGGUUCUCCCACAACCCCGGCAAGUUGCUCCUCAAGGGCAAUCGACAGGUUUAGCACCAACCCCGAAAGAGAACCUUAUAUCCCGUUACAAGCUACAAGACCGAACGCUAUCCUCCACUUUGUCACCCGAAGAUCAUCUUGCCUUCGGCAAAGCCAACUGGGAGGAUUCGUCGGAGAAGCGCGAGGCUAGUUUGCAGGAAAGGAAAGCACAGAUGAUUUUGGCUGCCAGACAGUGCGUCUCUAUCCUUGAGUCGAUGCCCUUGAUUAAUUAAUCAUUAUCAGACGAUUGCUGGCACAGCAAACUC